UCUACCUAAAUCACAUAUUUUCCUACUCUACCCUACCAUCUCCCUGCUAUCAGGUUUUUUCUCUCAGCAACCCAAAAUACACGCAGUUGAUACUGUAACUACCAUUGCCAGCAGAAGAUUCAUCCUUAAACAGCAUAAAAAACAAGGGCGAAAAAAUCAUGCCCGCACCACCUCCACCACCACCCCUACCCAACUUCGGUGGAGGUCCCCCACCCCCUCCACCACCCCCACCGCCAGGGGGAGGCGGGCUUAUCGGCCGACCAGCAAAAGGGGGAGAUCGGGGUGCACUUAACUCGGAUAUUACGAAGGGGAUAAAACUGCGGAAAGCAGUUACAAAUGAUAGGAGUGCUCCAGCUGUUGCGGGUGCAGUUGGGGGUGGAGGGGGUGGAGGGAGGGUUGCGUCGUUGGGAGCUCCGCCAGUUCCGGGUGCGCCACCAAUCCCAAGGGCCAGGGCUGGAAGUGAUGGGGAGAGGGCGAGGAGCAAUAGUGAUGCGGGUGGGGGUAGCGGUGGAGGGGGGGGAGGUUUGGUUACGGCGGCGCCGCAGUUGGGGGGAUUGUUUGCGGGUGGGAUGCCGAGGCUGAAGAGUCGGUCGGGAGGCGUUGAUACCGGAGCGUCACGGGAUUCUUCAUACAUUUCAGAUUCAGAGAGUACGCCUCCAAGGUCUGCGCCCAUUCCUCCACGAAUGCCACCGAUGCCACCUAGAGUGGGUUUACGACCGACGCCUGCUGCGCCAACCGGAUCCGCACCAAUAAUUCCUUCCCAGGCGUCCCUCCGCAGACCUCCGCCCGCACCGAUCAAGCGCCCGGUCUCUUCCAUUCCCAUCCGCGGGGCUCCCGGCUCCCCCAGCAGCCCGCCUUCAAGGGCCACACCUCCACCCCCGCCUCCAUCAUCACUAGUACCCUCCCGCCCACUCCCAUUACGCAAAACCCCAUCACCUACCUCACACACCCAAACCGAUUCGCCACCCCCCAGCGCCCCUCCACCUCCACCAAUCCCAGGCUCAGCACCUAGAGUCCUUCCCCCUGGCCCACCGCGUAGUAAUCCACCCCCGCCACCUCUCCUCCCCGUCAACGGAAGCCCAAACCCAGCGUUAGCCGCCGCACGAAAGGUCUCCGCGACGCUCGGUGCCCACCCACCUGCCCCUCCACCACCCCCCCCGUCGGCAGCGCGACAAUCACAGCCACUUCCACAACAGCGAGAUUUUAUGGACUCGAGCAAGUUCACCCUUACCAAGAAGAAGAUGGAAAUCAAUGACUCGAGAUGGAAGUUUAAGCGCGAGGAGGACUUGCCAGAACCGAGGCCUUUUACGGGAGUUAGGAAGGUGUAUCGGAGUGGGAGGGGGAGCAGCGUUCCGCUAGAUUUUGAGAGUUUGGAGUAGAGAACUGUUUUUUUUUUUUGGGGGGGGGCGAGUGGUUUAGGAUUGGGUAAGACUAGAUUGGGCGGGUCAAGCUUUGUUGGUUGUUGGUAAGGUCAGGCCGGUUAGUCAGUGUUUCCCUUCUCUCUGCUAGUUUGUCUGUUUGUCUGUCUGUUAUUUGUCUACAAACUGUACCUCGGUGUAGGUAGUGGGGUGGAAUAUCAAACAUUUUUACCAC
Molecule: messenger RNA, 1593 nt
Organism: Tuber melanosporum (Perigord truffle)
Lineage: Eukaryota; Fungi; Ascomycota; Pezizomycetes; Pezizales; Tuberaceae
Exons: 3
Coding region: 159-1379 (406 amino acids)
Cellular component (GO): cytoplasm
Molecular function (GO): actin binding; microtubule binding
Source: RefSeq, a predicted model, not a curated record